AUGCUGCCUACCCUCCUACUGCCCACAUCACUCCUCAGCUUCUCAUACCUCACUCUCACCACCCAGGCCGCGCCUUUCACAUUCGCCAACAACCCCUUGGGCAACAACUUCCCGAGUCCAAGCCCGCAACAGAUCCUCGAUAUCCAGACGCAGGCCCACGGCAGCCUUCCCGCCGGCGCCCCGCCCGCCACCGUCAAAGAUGACACGUUGAAGUCCCUCCGGCUCAUCGCCUUCAACGAGAUGUUUGAAACGGCCUACUUCACGUCCCUGCUCGCCAACAUCACCACCAAUGCCACGGGCUACACCUUUGCCGACCCGGCGGACCGGGCCUCGAAGAUCGCCGCGCUGACGGCCGUGCAGGCGCAAGAAGAGUUGCACGUCCUAAACGCCAACGGGGCCCUGGCGAACUUCAAAGCGGCCCCGAUCCAGCCGUGCCAGUACCAGUUCCCGGUCAGCACCUUCACCGAGGCCGUCGGGCUCGCGGCGACCUUCACCGACGUCGUGCUCGGCACGCUGCAGGACGUAACGUCGCUGCUCGGAGCGUCGGGCGACGCGGGCCUGAUCGGCGGCAUCACGUCCGUGAUCGGGCAGGAGGGCGAGCAGAACGGCUACUACCGCAGCGUGCAGGGCAAGAUCCCGUCUGCGCUGCCCUUCCUAACGGCGAGCACACGCGCGCUGGCCUUCUCCGCGCUCAACCAGGCCUUCGUCGUGCCGGGCUCCUGCGACGCCGCCAACAUGGCCUCCAUCGACCUGCCCAUCUUCGGCACGCUCAGCAUCGACACCAAGGACAUCAAGCCCAUGGCCCAGACGCUGGACUACAGCAUCGGCGUGCGGCCCACGCGCGGCGCCAUCAUGGGCGACCAGGCCGGGCUGGGCUACGAGUGGCUGAGCGUGGUGUACAUCAACGGGCAGAACAAGCCGGCCGUGCAGCAGAUGCAGAACGUGCGCCUGACGGCCGACAAGGUCCAGUUCCAGGCCAGCUUCCCCUACGAGGCCGGCACCUUCGGGAACGGCUUGACCAUUGCGGUGCUGGCGCGGAGCAACGGGGACCUGACGAGCGUGGAGGGCGUGACGGCGGCGACGGUCUGGGGGCCGGGGCUGAUUGAGAUUAACUGA
Messenger RNA from Drepanopeziza brunnea f. sp. 'multigermtubi' MB_m1, 1116 nucleotides. RefSeq lists its product as uncharacterized. The record is from RefSeq and is a predicted model, not a curated record. NCBI's taxonomy places the organism in Eukaryota, Fungi, Ascomycota, Leotiomycetes, Helotiales, Drepanopezizaceae.